Labrus bergylta (ballan wrasse) is the source of this 3242-nucleotide messenger RNA. It is a transcript of the gene mtf2, whose product is annotated as metal response element binding transcription factor 2. The record is from RefSeq and is a predicted model, not a curated record. Gene Ontology annotation, molecular function: DNA binding; chromatin binding. Gene Ontology annotation, biological process: chromatin organization; regulation of DNA-templated transcription. NCBI's taxonomy places the organism in Eukaryota, Metazoa, Chordata, Actinopteri, Labriformes, Labridae. Gene Ontology annotation, cellular component: nucleus.
CCACAAUGCAUCAGCGGAUCAUCAGCGGGAAACCAAAAUGGCGAACGUGUUGGGGGAAAAUGAACCGUUUGUUAUUUUCUGAGAGAGGCAGCAGCUCCGCUAGUUUCCGCGAUACACUUUGAAAUAACACGUAGCCACGGAAGAAACGGGAAAACAGCGGACACCCAUAAACCUUUUAUUUUUUUGUUGUGCGGGUCAUCUGUAAAAGCGGAGGUGACCGAAUGAGAGACUCAGGGGUUGUGGAUCACCUGUCUGUCCAUCACAGAGCUCAACCACAGCAGCAGCAGGCCCCGUCCUUGUCCCCCACUCGCCUCUCUUUGAGGGGAGAGUAUGGAGAGGACAGCAUGUCUGACAGGUUUACAGAGGGACAGGACGUCUUGGCCCGAUGGUCAGAUGGAUUAUUCUACUUGGGGACUAUCACAAAGAUAGAUCUGGAUAAGCAGCGAUGCUUUGUGGUUUUUGAGGAUCAGUCGAAGUCUUGGGUGCUGUGGAAGGACAUUCAGACAGGGGAUGAAGAUGAUGAGGACGAUGAGGACGACGACAUUGUGUGCUCCAUAUGCCAGGAUGAAACUUCAGAGGAACCCAAUGAGAUUGUGAUUUGUGACAAGUGUGGACAAGGCUACCAUCAGCUGUGCCACUCCCCCAUCAUCGAUGCCUGUGUCAUUGACUCGGAUGAUAAAUGGCUCUGCACAGAGUGUGCGCUCGCUUCUAUGACUAAGAGAGGGGGUUCACACAGGAAGAGUGUGUCUGCAAAAGGCUUUGUGGAGCACGAGCAGCAGCAGCAGCAGCACAACAUGGGGCUGCACCUGUCCUUCCCCUAUGCUCUGGAGGAUCUGCUGUGGGACCAGGGCCACAAGACUAACAACCAGAAGUGCUACUGCUACUGUGGAGGUCCAGGAGACUGGUACCUGAAGAUGCUGCAGUGUGACAGGUGUCAGCAGUGGUUCCACGAGGCCUGUCUUCAUUGCUUACAGAUGCCCAUGCUCUACGGAGAUAGGUUUUAUCUGUUCGUUUGUUCUGUUUGCAAUGGGGGACCAGAGUACCUGAGCAGACUGUCUCUCUGCUGGGAUGAUGUCACACACCUGAGCCUGUACAACCUGAGUGUAAUUCACAAGAAGAAGUACUUUGACUCUGAGAUGGACCUGAUGGUAUACAUCAAUGAUAACUGGGAGCUGCUGCAGUUGGGGGAGCUCGCCAACACUCGGAGAUCAGAGCGAUACGAUAGGGUUCUGGAGGCAUUAAACAACAACAGCAGCAUGUUCAUGUCAGGGAAGGAGGUGAAGAAGAAGAAGCACUUGUUUGGACUGAGAAUCCGUUUCCCUCCUGCCCCUCCCAACUCUGAUGAGCCGACCAUCAGAGAGAUGGAGAGGGCUUCACAUGAGAUCACCAUUAAGGGAUGCAAGCCCACCAAAGCCCUAUCUGACAUGAGAACAUGCAGUACUUUAACCAAUGGCACAGAUAAGAAGAAGAAAAAGAGGAAGCAAGGAGCACAUUCUCUGUCUAAACCACAACGCUCCACUGAACUCUUAUCCCAGGAAAUGAGAAAACCUCUACCACUGGAGGCCCACACAUUGGCUCAAUUAACCUCUAUCAAGAAGGAGAGGUCUCUGCUGUCCUCAGAUGUGGAAUCCAUAGGGGCCCUGAGCACCACAGAAACUACCUCAACUAGCAUUUCAAGACCGUCUAGCCUCUGUAGCUCCAGCAAGACCCGCACUACAGCCAGCACCAUACCUGUUUCUGCUCCACCCUUAAAAAGAAAACGUGGGCGACCACGACGGGCCCUGCAGCCACCCAACCCAGAAAUCCCCCCUCCCGUCCACAUUGACCCGGACCCAUCAGCUACAGAGGUGCUGAGCCCACUCCCAGGGCUUCACUCUUCAGACAUAGUUCAUGGCAUGGACCCCAACAGCCAGCUCUCCCACCUCAAGAGCUCCAUCAGCAGCUAUUUUGGAGCAGCAGGGCGGCUUGCCUGUGGGGAAAAGUACAAAGUCCUGGCACGACGGGUCACUCUGGACGGCAAGGUGCAGUACCUGGUGGAGUGGGAAGGAGUCACCGCCUCCUAGACUGCAAAUCGUCAACAUCAUUUCCGACCAGCGGCUGCAGGAGGUUUACAGCUGUGCUGAGGACAAAUAACACAGCAGGCGUUCAGAGCAUUAACUGAUAUAUGCCUUUUGUUUAGUUUAGAGAGGAGCAAGUCUUGCCUGAUAAUCUCACUGUAAAGCCUUUUUAGGUCGUUACAGUCCAGGGUGAUCAUUAAUUCAUGCAUACAUUUUCAUGUUAAAAAAAAAUAGCUCUUCAUUCUAAAGGAAGAAAGCAUAUCAUUAGAAAAGGUUUUUGUUAUUCUGCUUCUAGCUUCAAUAUCUGCUUCAGUUGACAGAAUUUUUUAUUUUUCAGAGGCAAAUGCUUGAUCACUGCACUGCAUCUGAAGGCUUACAGUGACUUGUAAUUUGUGCUUUAUUUUAAAUUCAGUGAUGUGCUUUUCAUUUCCAGAACAGUUCAGUAAGAAACAAUGUGCUUUUUGAACGAAUGUAGGUGGUCAGGCAUUAAGUUUUUGAAUCAUGGAGGAUAAGAGAAAGAGGGGUAUUUUUAAUUUCACACCAUGCAUUGAACAGUGAUGUGUGUCUAGGUUAACAUUUAUAUUCUUUAAUUUCUUUAUAAACAAAAUGUGUUAAUUUACAACCAUGUCCCCUCCUUGUCUAGUCCCAGCUUUGAGUCCCUCUUGUUGCCUCGAGCAGACAUAUUCGCCAGUUGUGUUUUUCGGGAAGCAUGCUCAUGUUCAGGAAGAGCUACAAACAAAAGAGAUGCUGCGGAGAAUGUUUAUUUUAUAUAGAAUUUAACUACAUUUAUGAUAUUUUUUUUCUCUCUUACCUUCUUUCUCAUUUGACUUUUUCUGUUCAGCAGGGCAGUUGUCUCUAAUUUCAGAUUAUUUUUUUUGUAGUAUUGAUGGCACAUAUCAAAAAUCCGUCAGGCUGUCAUCUCAUUUAAAACUGAUGAUUUGAGCUUCUCAGUUCAGACAUGGCAGCAUUUUCAUCAAGUGUUAAGGUUUUUUUUUUUUAAGUACUGUUUUACUUUGAUCAUAACUCUGUUUAAACUUACAUGUGGUAUUAUAAAAAUUAACCUCUCCAAAAGGAGUGUAAUUUAAUUGCAUAAAUGUUCAGAAGCCCAAGAGAAGAUGUCCCAACAUUUUAGUUUGAAAUCGAUAAUAUGAUUGUUAACCUCUGAAAUCUUUAAGGACCUAUUUA